GAUUGUGAUUUUUUUGAGAAAAAAAAACAAGUUUGUUGGGAAAGAAUUUUAAAUUUCCGAAAAAUAAAACUUCAAAUUAAAAUAAUGGCUGACGAAUACGAGCAUGUAAGUAAAGGGAAGUUGAAGCUCAAAUGUGAUUCGGAUUCGAAGAAGAAGAAAAAGAAGAAGAGCAAAAGCAAGGACAAGGAAAAACUUCGCGAAAAGGUUGAAAAAACUCUGGAACAGAGCGGAGGCUCAUCAUCCACGGCCAGCAGCAGCAAUAACCAGAGUCGUCCUCAGGGUCGGGUGCUUACAAAAGCUGAACAGUCCUUCAAACAAAUGCAAGAAAAAAUGCAAAAAAAGCGAAUAAUGGAAAAGGCUUCAAUGACCCACAAACAGCGAGUGGAAAAAUUCAACCAACACCUGGACAGUUUGACAGAGCAUUUCGACAUUCCGAAAGUUUCCUGGACGAAGUAAAUCGAUUUCGAUUUGGAUUCAAUCUCUGUUUUUUACGUUUAUAAUAAGUUAAACAAAAUUUACUGAAAAACAAUCGAACUUCGGCAAAAAA
This is a messenger RNA of Uranotaenia lowii, 547 nucleotides long. Its product is annotated as protein FAM32A. NCBI's taxonomy places the organism in Eukaryota, Metazoa, Arthropoda, Insecta, Diptera, Culicidae. Bases 85 to 456 code for a protein of 123 amino acids. The record is from RefSeq and is a predicted model, not a curated record. Gene Ontology annotation, cellular component: nucleolus. The transcript has 2 exons.